GUGACUUUGCUUCUGCUGGCAGGCUCCCAAACACGAAACACCGUGGGAUGGAUGGUGACCGCCUGGAUGGCAUCAGGAAUGCUGAAAAAUGGGGCAGAAACUGGGAUUAAAGCCCUUUACUCAGUGAUUCCGUGUCCAAUCCGUGGUCCUCCUGUGCUGGCCCUGGGUCCUGCCCAUCCCUCGGCUGCCUGUGACCUUCUCCAAUGACAGCCCCCUCCUUCCCCCUGUUGACUCAUCUAAGUAUCCCCUGCCUGGCCAUGGUGGAUACUGUUACGGGAGCAUUUUGGGAUGCAGGCAUCACAUGCACAUGCCUGUGGGUAUAUAUAUUUGAGGGCACGUGGCUGCUGGGGUUGCAACACUGAUCUGCCUGGACUCCUCUCAUCACAGGGCUCCUCUUACAUGCUGUCUUCAUCCACUGCAGCUGAUGGUACCUGUUUGCUGGGAAAAGUAAACCAUGUCCCACGGAAUAAACAGGUCCAAGGCUACACUGCAAAGAGCGAUAUGGUCCAGCCAUUGCAACCAGACCCGAUGCACGGUCCAGCAUGGAGGAAGCUGGUCAGGGCGAUGCCCUUGUUCAGCACGGGUGGCUGGAGAGCACCUAAAAAGCUUCUCCCACCAGUCCCACCUGCAUUCAACGCUAGAGAAAAAGCCUCCUGCCAUGAUCCUGGGAAGGGCCAGGAGAGCUGAUGAAGCAGGCGCAGGUGGUUCUUACUGAAGCAUCAUGGGUGAUGGCGAAUCUAACGACUCCAGCCUGGAUCAGAGUCAUCAACAGCUCUUUGGACCCAGGUGGCACAGGAGACAACACCUACAAGUGCAUAUUUGAUGAGGACUUCAAGUAUGUCCUGCUGCCUGUCUCCUACGGCAUUGUGUGUGUGGUGGGGCUCUUUCUCAACCUGCUGGCCCUGUAUGCUUUCAUCUUCAGGAUCAAGACCUGGAAUGCCUCUACCACGUACAUGUUCAACCUAGCCGUGUCUGACACACUCUAUGUGGUCUCCCUGCCGCUCCUGGUGUAUUAUUAUGCCAUGGGGGACAACUGGCCCUUCAGCGUGGGCUUGUGUAAGAUAGUUCGCUUCUUGUUUUACACCAACCUCUACUGCAGCAUCCUUUUCCUCCUCUGCAUCAGCAUCCAUCGAUUCCUGGGCAUCUGCUUCCCACUGAAGUCACUGCAGUGGGGGCACGUCCGCUACGCCCGGAGGGUGUCCGUCAUUGUGUGGGUGGUGACUGUCGUGUGCCAGUCACCCGUGCUCUUCUUCGUCACCACCAGCGUGAAGCGUGACACCAUCACCUGCCACGAUACAUCCAGCAAGGACCUCUUUGGCCAGUUUGUCAUUUACAGCUCGGUGAUGCUGGUGCUGCUCUUCUGCAUCCCUUUCCUCACCAUCAUCAUCUGCUACUGCCUAAUGGCCCGGAGGCUGCUGCAGCCCACACGGGGGAUCUCCCGGCUGUCCCGAUCCAAAAAGAAGUCUGUCAAGAUGAUAAUCAUUGUCUUGGUGGUCUUCAUCGUUUGUUUUCUUCCUUUCCAUGUCACUCGUACCUUGUACUACUCGUUCCGGAGCUGGGACUUGAGCUGUCAGACCCUCAAUGCUAUCAAUUUAGUCUAUAAGGUGACUCGUCCCCUAGCUAGCACCAACAGCUGCCUGGAUCCCAUUUUGUAUUUCUUAGCCGGACAGCGAUUUAGGAAGUUUGCAGGCAGCAAAAUGCCAGGGAAGCCUCAAAAUGAAAUGGCACUGGGCAUUGUGCCCAACAGUCACCUGGAAACCAGCAGCAACACAGACACGUUAUCCAAGGAUGCGAAAUCCUAGCUCUGCUCCAGCACAGCCAGCAUCUUCUCCGUGACAGAAGGGUUUAUCCCAGGUGUGAAGGGAGGUCAGGAUGCUUCAGGGCCCGAGGUUUUUGGUGUUUGCAGUGCCUUGGCUUGCACCCAGUUCAGCAUGGUCCUUGUUAAACGCAGUCUCUGCUUGUUGCUGUUUCAAAUGCCUUUUUUUUUUUUCCCCGGGAAGGUGCCGCUGUGGUUAUACACAAAACCCCGUAUCUCUGCCUCUUCAUCCAAGCCUGCCUCUCUGCUCAACGCUGAAUGGCUCCUCUCCACCAGUGAGGCUGGGUGACCUCUAUCAUGGUGGCCAAAUCUGCUAAAACAAACCAUGCCCUGAAUGUCUUAGAACACUUUCUAAAGCAGAAACAUUGUGUGCAAAAGGUCCACCUAAAGAAAUCCAUCUGCCCUUCUCCAGAUCCGCUAGCACAGAGGUAACAAGAGUUUCUCUGUGCCUUGGCGAGGGAGGAGAGGCUUUUGGUCGAUGAGGAGAGUCAGCUGUGGUUCUGCUAAACAGAUCAAUAAAUUGCUAAGUGCAAAUACCUCCUGCAGCGGGAAGGGGUCUCCCACAGCUAUGCAUCCCUGAAGAAAUGCUCUCACAGCUUCGUGCCCCGGCAUCUGCUGGCAGAGCCGGGAGGGGACUCCUAGCUCCUGUCCAAGGGCUGGCUUCCCAUUAAAAAUGGUGGACCUCCCAUCCCACUGGAUUAUGCCAGUACCAUCCAUUGGAGUUUACUGGUACCAUCAAGCAGGUCCCCUGUAGGUUUCUCCAGUGGGGUCAGUAUCUUUCAAAAGACCCAUCAGUGCUUCCCAGCAACAAUGUUCACCCUUGAAAAGCUUUUAGGAACAUGUAGCUUCCUUUCAGAUGCUGACUUUAAUAAUCAUCUCCAGCUCAUUAAAAUCUAGGGUGAGGUCUUCAUGUCUUCUUUUUAACCCCCUUACUAGUGACUCAUGUUACCAGCAAAGAAGCAAAGACCAUUGCUUGUUCCCUUGGCUGAACGCUGCUACAUUCUCAUUGCUGCUCAGAGGUGACAGCCCUCUCAGACCUUUAGCAGCUUGCCAUGACCCAAAAUGCUGCCCAGAUGCUGCUGUCUGGUUUCCCCAUAAUCCCAGUAAUCCCAGUGCUCCACUGGAGCCAAUCAGCAUAGCCCUUCCUGACAGUGUAGAUCUUCCCUGGGAAAUCUGGCAGCACUAAACCCUGGGUUUAGGAGCCAUAACAGUAAAACAUGGUGCUAGGCUUGACCCCAGGCCCCUCUGGAUUUGGGCUUGCAUCCCACAUCAGCCAGGACAGUUCAAAGUAAACUGGAGAAAAUAGCCACAAAACAUUUCACCAGAAAGUCCACUUGAUCUUUCUCUCUGUAAUUGUUGGGUUAGAGAGCCAAGAGCCGAGGCCCAUGGCUUCCUUGCCCAGCUUUGCCACGAGGAUGCUGAUUCCUCACCCCAAAAACGAAAAUUGCUUGUGCUGCAGCACUGGACGAGUCAUAUUUUUGUAAAAGCAGCCCUGACUCUAUUUUAGGAUUAGGCAAACACAUUUGAUCCUGGUUUAGACCAAUGCCUCAGGCCUCCUCUUCAUGUCUCCCAUCCCUCCCUCUUAUGAUGUGGCUCGAUGGAGGUAAAGGCACGCCACGGUGUAACCAGCUGAGUUUAGUCCAAGGGUGACUGGGACCAUUCAGGGUUAAAUGGGAGGUUCCUGAGGUCCGGGCUUUGUGGAGACGUGGUCCUAUGGAUGGCUUUUGUCCCAGCCACCAAUGUCACAACCACAGGAGGCAAAGAGGGGACUGUCUCAGCUCUGAACACCAUCGUCAAAGAAAAACAGAACAAUUUGAUGAUUUGAUGAACAAUUAGAUUAAAUGGUUCAUCUCAUCCCUGAGUGCACUUUUAGGAAAGGGUUGGGUUGAGACAGGACUUCCCCCAUGGCAGCACUUUUUUUGACUUGGGCAGGUGAAGGGAGCUUGGCUUCGUGGGGAGUGUCGCAGCGUAGUCACCAGUGCGAGACAAAUAACUGGGAGGAAUUUAUUCAUCCGAAGUGCUGCACUGGUACAAACGUAACUCCAGGCCAGGUCUCACUUGGUCUCCCACACUUGCCAAAAAGCAGCAUGAACGCCAAGUUACGUGCUCUGAAUAAUUCAACAAAAUAUGCUCAGAGUUCACUCCUGCAGUCCUGCUAGGCAGUCCCACCUUUCUCGGAGCUAGCAUGAGCCAGCUUCAAACGACCACCUUGGGCAACACUGCCAGUCCCAUUGCGGGGUCCUCCUGUGACCUUGGUCCUGCACAAACUGGUGGCACUGUUCAGAUGCAGAGUGGUUGGAGAGGUACCAACUGGAAAUUUAUAUAUAGAUAUUUUUUUUGUUUGUAAAAGCACUAACUUAUACUAAAAAAAAGAAAAAAGAAAGAGGUUUUGUGACGAUGACUGUACAUUUUUAUUUUUGUAACAUACAAACACCUCAGAUUUCUUAUAGUGAAUAAAUUUAUUUCUACUAUGA
This is a messenger RNA of Falco peregrinus (peregrine falcon), 4290 nucleotides long. RefSeq names its product purinergic receptor P2Y2 (gene P2RY2). The coding region runs from base 687 to 1802 and encodes 371 amino acids. Lineage: Eukaryota; Metazoa; Chordata; Aves; Falconiformes; Falconidae. Gene Ontology annotation, molecular function: A1 adenosine receptor binding; G protein-coupled UTP receptor activity; G protein-coupled purinergic nucleotide receptor activity. Gene Ontology annotation, cellular component: plasma membrane. The transcript is spliced from 2 exons. Gene Ontology annotation, biological process: blood vessel diameter maintenance; phospholipase C-activating G protein-coupled receptor signaling pathway; positive regulation of mucus secretion. The record is from RefSeq and is a predicted model, not a curated record.